Molecule: messenger RNA, 366 nt
Organism: Colletotrichum navitas
Lineage: Eukaryota; Fungi; Ascomycota; Sordariomycetes; Glomerellales; Glomerellaceae
Exons: 3
Coding region: 1-366 (121 amino acids)
Source: RefSeq, a predicted model, not a curated record
AUGCACGCACGCAUGCAGUGCCGAGACAGCCCUCCUGAUGCUCCAGUGUCGAUGGAUGGCGAAGUGACUUCACCCCAGGCAUCGCCACCGCCACCGAGCUUGAAGACACGUACAAUGACAGCACACCUGGCGCUGAGUGUCAUUUUGAUAUCUCCGUUGGCUUGCAUCGCUGUCGUUGGCCAUUUCGUCGGCCGGAGUGAGCCGAGUACAAGUGCCGGACUGCCUGUCAAUACGGCGAAUAACACGCCAUUGGCCAGGGAGUCAUCCGGGCGAGCAGGCCAGAUCUUCUGGAGCGCGCACAGACCCCACCAGGUGCAGCGAGCACAGGCGCAUGCCAUACGCGCCAAGGCCCGCAGGAUUAUGUAA